Quercus robur (English oak) is the source of this 4938-nucleotide messenger RNA. Its product is annotated as putative pentatricopeptide repeat-containing protein At5g37570. The coding region runs from base 459 to 2216 and encodes 585 amino acids. Gene Ontology annotation, molecular function: RNA binding; protein binding. Lineage: Eukaryota; Viridiplantae; Streptophyta; Magnoliopsida; Fagales; Fagaceae. Gene Ontology annotation, biological process: RNA modification. The transcript is spliced from 5 exons. The record is from RefSeq and is a predicted model, not a curated record.
UGUUUGUAACGUUGCCCAACUCAUAUAGUUUGAGUUUUAUAGUUAUUUUAAAAAAACACCCAAACAAAACAUACCUUGGCUCACUCAGAUCAGAUGAUGAUGAAACCGAUUAACUGAGGGAGAAAGAAAGAGGGGGAGAGAGAGAGAGACUGAGAGAUCGACAGGGGGAGAGAGAGAGAGACUGAGAGACCGGGAGAGGGUGAGACCGAGAGGGAGAAAGGGUCGGCGGCGGCUCAACUCCGCCGCUUCAGGAGGCAGCUCCGGCCAAGUACAGCUUUGGGUUUUGUGUUUGAUUUUGCUGUGUAUUCUUUAUUUAAAGCUGGUAUAUAUAUAUAUAUUUAAAGUUUUUAUUAUUAUUUUUCUUUCUAAAGAUAAAAACCAGAGAAGUCAGAGAGAGUAAGCAAGGAAGAGAGAGAACGACAGCGACGGAGAACGCAGAGAGGUGAAUGGAGAGGUGAAUGGCUUUUAUCCGGCGAUGUCAAUACUCUAGCCGUUGCUUCUCUUUCUCCGGUGUCAGUAGCAAUAGCAGUAGCCUUCCAAAAGCCAAAGCCACUGCCACUACCACCGCCACCACUGCCUUCAAUUCAAAUUCAAAUUCAAAUUCAAAUUCAAUCCCAACUCUCCUCAGGUCUUGCAAGACCUCUCUCCACCUCCACCAACUUCACGCCCACAUCAUCCGUAAAGGCCUCGAGCAAGACCACUUUCUCAUCACCCUUUUCAUCUCCCUCUCCCUCUCCACUCUUUCCUAUUCCACUUCCGUCUUCAACCGCGUUCUAAGACCCAGUACGUUCCUCUGGAACUCUCUCAUUAGAGCUUAUUCUCAAAACUCUCAUUUCAUCCACAUUGUUUCACUCUUCGUUCGCAUGAAGAGAGAGGGUGGUGUGCCUGACAGCUACACCUACCCGUCAAUCAUUAAAGCGUGUUCCACCCAGUGUGAGGUUAGCCUAGGGAGUGCCCUUCAUGGGUCGGCAUUGAGGUGCGGGGUUGAAGGGGAUCUCUUUGUUAAGACUAGUUUGAUUGACUUCUAUGGGAAAUGUAAACAUAUUUUUAGUGCUCGUAAGCUGUUCGAUGAUAUGUCUGACAGAAAUGUGGUUUCAUGGACGGCUAUGGUUGUUGGGUAUAUAACUUUUGGGGAUUUAGAAGAGGCAAAGAGGUUGUUCAAUGAAAUGCCACAAAGGAAUGUGGCAUCCUGGAAUGCUAUCAUUUGUGGCCUCGUGAAACUGGGUGACUUGAAGGGUGCGAGGAGGAUGUUUGAUGAAAUGCCUGAGAGGAAUGUGGUUUCGUAUACUACCAUGAUUGAUGGGUAUGCAAAGGCAGGUGAUAUGGCGUCUGCAAGGUUUCUGUUUGAGCAGGUGCCUCAAAGGGAUAUUUUUGUGUGGUCUGCAUUGAUAUCGGGUUAUGCUCAAAGUGGUCAGCCUAACGAAGCGUUGAAAGUUUUCCUUGAAAUGGAUUCAAGGGAUGUAAAGCCUGAUGAGUUUGUUAUGGUGAGCUUGAUGUCUGCUUGUUCUCAAAUUGGUAAUUUGGAAUUGGCUAAAUGGGUUGAUUCUUAUGUGAGCCGAAGCACAAUGGAUAUUCAACAACCUCAUGUAGCUGCGGCUCUUGUUGACAUGAAUGCCAAGUGUGGAAACAUGGAGCGAGCAACGAAGUUGUUUGAAGAGAUGCCCAAAAAGGACCUAAUCUCUUAUUGUUCCAUGAUACAAGGGUUGUCGUAUCAUGGGCAUGGGAAGAAAGCUGUUGACCUUUUCAAUAAGAUGCUAAAUGAAGGGCUGGUUCCAGAUGAGGUGGCCUUCACCGUCAUCUUGUCAGCAUGUAGUCAUGCUGGAUUUGUUGAAGAGGGUUGGCACUAUUUUGAAAUGAUGAGAUAUGAAUACUCUUUAGUUCCUUCUCCUGAUCAUUAUGCUUGUAUGGUUGAUCUUCUUAGCAGGGUAGGGAGAUUGAAAGCAGCUUAUGAGCUUCUAAACUCAAUGCCUGUGGAGCCACAUUCUGGUGCUUGGGGUGCACUUCUUGGGGCCUGUAAGCUGCAUUGCAAUAUUGAAUUAGGGGAGGUUAUUGCUGCUCGUCUUCUUGAGCUUGAGCCACAUAAUGCUGGUAAUUAUGUGUCUUUGUCCAACAUCUAUGCAGCAGCAGAUCGGUGGUCAGAUGUUUCUCUUGUGAGGGAGAAGAUGAAGGAAAGAGGAGUUAGGAAAAUAACUGGUCAUAGUUGCAUUAAUUCAUGAGAAUGAGUUUCAUCAUAUGACUGAAUCACAAUUCCUCAAUACCAUGAUCUUGAGGCUGCCACAUCGGUGAAGUGCUGAUCCUAUUGGAAGAGCCUUUCCAUCAAUUAAAUGAAGAAAAAAGAAGUGCAAGGGCUGAUCGAUUUCAGAGUCUUGUCAUCCCAACCACAAAGAAUUGCAGCAGCAGUUUUCUGCCAGAAAAAAACUGAAAUCCUCCUCUCCCAUGGUCACUGGGAGAAGUUGCAGUACCAGUGAAGGAGCCUCAUCUUCUUCUUCCACUCCCUAUUGGAAAUAUGAUGUCUUCCUAAGCCGUAGAGGUGAAGAUACCGGCCAUUCUUUUACAAACCAUUUAUAUUAGGCUUUGUCUGACAUUCAAAGAUGAUGCUGAGCUUGAAAGGGGAGAAGAAAUUUCACCCAGACUUCUCGGAGCCAUUGAAUUGUCAAGGUCUUCAGUUGUUGUAUUCUCUGAAAACUAUGCAAAUUCCACUUGGUGCUUGGAUGAACUUGUCGAGUGUCUUAAGAAAGGUCAGAAGGUUCUACCUGUCUUUUACAAAGUGGACCCAUCAGAGGUACGUAAACAAUCAGGGAAGUAUGGGUUAGCACUGGCUGAGCACGAAAGAAACUUCAAGGAAAAGGUUUGGAAGUGGAGGGCAGCUCUAGUUGAAGUUGCGAAUUUGUUUGGAUUGACUUACAAAAUUGGGGGAUCCCAUUAGAAAAUUUGAAAUAUAUUAAGUGUGGAUCCUGUUAAUCCAUUAUGGAAUUUCCUGCCUUGUGCACCCCAAACUUAGAGGUAUUGGACCUUUCUAAGUGUAAAAAUUUAGUUGUGGUUGAUGAAUUGGUUGGAUCUCUUGAUAAGCUUGAAAUCUAGAUCCUCGAAGGUUGUGAAAAGCUUCAAACUCUUCCAAGAAGCCUUAUGCUAAGAUCUCUUCAAUAUUUUGAUCUCCGUGAUUGCUUAAUGCUUGAGAAGUUUCCCAGUAUUUUGCCAGGAAUGGAAAGUUUACGAACACUAUUAUUGUCAAGGACUGGUAUUAAAGGGUUGCCUUCAUCAAUUGGGUAUCUCACUAGGCUUGAGAAGUUAGACCUAAGUUAUUGUCAAAGCAUUAUGGAUCUUCCGGAUAGCAUCUAUAAAUUGCAACAUCUUAGUGUUUUAGAGAUUUCCCAUUGUACCAAAUUGAAGAUUGGUAGAAGUCUGACAUACCAUUCUUUUGGUAGCUUGUCUGAAUAUGGGUUUCUAAAGUUGGAAUAUCUGAAUCUCAACAACUGUGAAAAUCUAACUGAGUUAGAUCUUUAAUGAUGCCUGAUUACUUUCCUGAAUUGAAAUAUCUAUAUCUAGAUGGAACCAAUAUUCGUAUGAUCCCUGAAAGCAUUAGUAGAUUUGCUAGAUUAAGAAGACUUGGAAUAAAAAAUUGCAUGCAACUUCGUAAAAUUCCAAGGCUUCCACAAUCCAUAAGAAUAGUGUGUGCAAUGAACUGUAAAUCCCUGAAUUCACAGUCACUAAGCUGCUCAUUAAGCCAGGCUCAAGAAAUUCUAGGGAUUUCACCAGUAAAAUUUCUCAAGGUGCAAGAUCUGGGAUCUGACUCAAUAGUCAGUAGUGGGUUUGAUUUGGGUUUGUCUUCAAUGACCUAUACGUUUUCAACUGCUGACUCCAACUUCAAUCAAUUGAAGAAAAUGAGAAAAUUUUAUCGAAAUUUGAAGAAAUAUGCUUCCAUUUAAAAUUAGCUUGAAAGUAUUUUCUUUGUCGUUUCUAUAUGAUUUUCUUGUAUUGUUUAAUGACAAGUUUUGAAGUAAAGGUAGCUAAUGGAUCAAACUUGAGAACACAAGGGUCUUGUCAUGCAGUUUCCUUGAAGAUACAGGGUAAUUAGUUCAAGAUGGACUUAAAUGUGUUGGCCUUGGGAGGCUGUGAUGUUCGGUACAUGUUAAUAUUAUGGUCCUUUCCAGAUUCUUCAGAGGAUUGGCCAGGUGGCCUACUAGCUUGCCUUACCCGAUGAUUGCUCAAUUCACCUAGUUUUCCGUAUUUCCUACUUGAAGCUAAAAUUGGGUGAUAAAGUGAUUCCUAUUCCUACCUUACCUCUUGUUGAUGCUGAGGGUUUGUUUAACCCUGAGCCUAUUGCUAUUCUUCAGACUAGGUCCAAACAAUUGAGAACUAGGACCAUCACUGAGGUCCUUCUUCAAUGGCAUGGUCAGUCUGUAGAUGCUGCUAGUUGGGAAUCGCUGUAUGCACUUCAACACCAAUUUCCCCACCUUGUGGGCAAGGUCCUUUGAUGGGGUGGGGAGAAGCUAAUUGAAGACUUUUGGUAAUGUAACUGAUUCAUGGAUUGUGCAGUUGGACAGCAGUAAGCAGCAGUUAAAUGUACAGCAGUACAGGUGUAGAAGUGAAGGUGCAAUGUGCAGCAGUGUAAAUGUACAGCAAUGUAAGGUGCAGCAGUGAAGUGAAGCAGUGUAAGCAGUGAAGUGAAAUUGAAUUUUGACCUUGGGGACAACGUCUCUCUUAAGGGGAAGGGAAUGAUAGGAGUUAUGGUUAUAGCUGUCACUGUCAGUUGGAAGUUGGUUAGUUAGUGAUGAGCUGGCUUGUCUUUUAGUUAGUUAGCUAUAACUGUAGAUAAGAAGAAUCAAUUAGUUAAACAUAGCAUCAUAACUGUAACUUAAUUGUGAGUAGUAUAAGAAGAAUUAUGUAUUCACUGUAACGAUUCAUUUAGAAAGUUAAGCAAACACGCUUCCUUAUUCA